Messenger RNA from Xiphias gladius (swordfish), 1052 nucleotides. It is a transcript of the gene aqp12, whose product is annotated as aquaporin 12. Gene Ontology annotation, molecular function: channel activity. NCBI's taxonomy places the organism in Eukaryota, Metazoa, Chordata, Actinopteri, Istiophoriformes, Xiphiidae. Gene Ontology annotation, cellular component: cytoplasm; membrane. Gene Ontology annotation, biological process: transmembrane transport. Bases 187 to 1026 code for a protein of 279 amino acids. The record is from RefSeq and is a predicted model, not a curated record. The transcript has 3 exons.
UGACCUGGCCUUGCAAAGACCCAUGUGUAUUUUGGCAGGUGGUUGUGAGAUCACAACCUGACGUGUCUCUGAUAAGAAAUGUGUCUCUGCAUGUGCCACGUUGUCAAACAGAAAGCACAUUUGUUGAAUCAAACCCACAUUUUUUCCUUUUGGAUAAGAAACAAGAGGGGACAUCUGACCUGAGCCAUGUCUGGACUGAACGCAUCUCUCGGAUACUUCCUGGCUGUUGUGGUUUUUGCAGCCUCGGUUCGAACACUUCUUAAAAAAUGGCCACAGUUUAGCUUCAUUUUGGAGUUUGCCUCCUCUUUCACGCUGGUUGCAUGUUGGCUGGAGGUGCAGACCAUUGUAGAGGUGGGUCAGUGGGCUGGGGGCUUGGGUCCUGAUGUGACUCUGACAAUGCUGUUUGUGGUGCUGCUGACCCACGGUGUGAUCUGCGGUGGCGCGUCAGGGAAUCCCUCCCUCGAUGUGCUGAGGUUCCUGCAGCUGGAGGCCAGCAGCCUGUCCACUCUGCUCGCCAUUACAGCCCAGUUUCUCGGGGCCCAUCUCGCCCUCCUUGUUGCUAUCUACUACUGGAGCCUGGAGCUGACAGACAUGCACAUGAUCAAAAAUCUGAUGGCUAGAGAGUGCAGCACGUCUCUGCUGGUCUCUUUGCUGCAGGGUUUUUUCACAGAGUUUGUCUGCGCAUUCAUCUUUCACCUGGUCCAUCUAAACCUGCGACGAAGCUCCGCUCUGAUCCGGGUUCCUCUGAUCACUGUCCUCCUCACAUUCCUGUCCCAUGCAGCCAGAGGCUUCACCUCGGCUUACAUGAAUCCAUCCUUGGCCUACGGCCUCACCUUCCACUGUCCUGGAUUUGCCUUCACGGAGUAUGCGGUGGUCUACUGGCUGGGCCCUCUCACGGGCAUGACUCUGGCUCUUCUCCUGUACAUGGGCCAUAUUCCGAGGAUUUUUGCCAAGAACCUACUAUAUUUCCAGAAGACACGUUUCAGAGUGCCAAAAGGCGACAAAGGAGAAAAGAAGAAAAUGUGAAAGCAACUUCUAUCAGCCCCUUUGAC